GUUGUCGUGAGUGCCUCUGAGGAAGGCAGGUUUUUGGGGGCGUCUUGCGCUCGCUGAGGGGGCACCUCGGGAACAAUGGCGGAAGGAGAUAAUCGCAGUACCAACCUGCUGGCUGCAGAGACUGCAAGUCUGGAAGAGCAGCUGCAAGGAUGGGGAGAAGUGAUGCUGAUGGCAGAUAAAGUCCUCCGAUGGGAAAGAGCCUGGUUUCCACCUGCCAUCAUGGGUGUGGUUUCUUUGGUGUUUCUGACCACUGAGCAACAGCAGAGAUUCCAUGAAAUUUGCAGCAAUCUAGUAAAAACUCGACGCAGAGCUGUGGGCUGGUGGAAACGCCUCUUUACGCUAAAGGAAGAAAAGCCUAAAAUGUACUUCAUGACCAUGAUCAUUUCUCUUGCUGCGGUUGCUUGGGUGGGACAGCAAGUCCACAACCUCCUUCUCACCUACCUGAUAGUGACUUUCUUACUCUUGCUUCCUGGACUAAACCAACAUGGAAUCAUUUCGAAGUACAUUGGAAUGGCCAAAAGAGAGAUAAACAAGCUUCUCAAACAAAAAGAAAAGAAACAUGAAUAAUGCAUCUGCUUUACUCAGUGUGAUUAAUGGCGUAUACAUUGUCCUUGGGGACAGUGUCUGUUAUGCUGUCUGGAUACUAAAAUGUUACAGAUGUAGCUCUUUGCUGUCCCUCAUUCUGCCCUUAAUUAGUAGAAAUUCCGACUUGCCAAGUAGGGCUUUACACCCAGUGUCUUCAAGGGUUUGUUGUCAUCAGCUGGCCUUAUAUGGACAACUCAUUCAUCAUUACCACUUGUCUUGGUUUUUCUCACCCAGGGUUAAUUGAACUCUUACCUUUAAAAUAAUAUAGUGGUGAACUUCAUCCUUUAGUACAGUUAACAGUGGCUUGGGAUAACUGUUCAAGUUGAUCUUUGCUUUAGCUGGAUACAAGAUCGUGGUCUGUGACUACAGGAAGCUGGUUCUACUGUCUGCUUCCACACUCUGCUUAAA
Molecule: messenger RNA, 993 nt
Organism: Eubalaena glacialis (North Atlantic right whale)
Lineage: Eukaryota; Metazoa; Chordata; Mammalia; Artiodactyla; Balaenidae
Product: ADP-ribosylation factor-like protein 6-interacting protein 1
Exons: 1
Coding region: 76-567 (163 amino acids)
Source: RefSeq, a predicted model, not a curated record